GUUUUAUCUGGCGCCUGGCUCGAGGUCGGUGAAUAGUGUAGGUUGCUCUCUCGCUGAAGGGUAUCCCCCCUCAGGGACUGGCGUUUCAGCAGAUGUGUGGCGAAGGCUUCAGCUAUAAAUCACGGAGGCCAGUGCCCGCGUAUUAGCAGUCGUACGCAGAGUGGCCUGGCAAUCGUCACUCAAUGAAAAGGAUGAGGUCGACGCUGCUGCUGCUGCUGCUGGCGGGGGCGUGGACCGCCCGGGCGCUCGGCUGCCGCGACGUGGACUGCUCGGCCGCGAGGUGCGACCCGCGGGUCAGCGAGCACAGCUGCGCGGGCGAGUUCAGGAGGAACGGCGCCGACUGCUGGUGCUGCGACGCCUGCGUGCCCUACGCAGGUCUGAAACCGCCCUUACUCGGGGACCACCCUUUUAAUUCACGCGUUCGCUACAACUCUGCGUCGUCAAAUUAUACAUCGGGUCAAACAAGACCUUUUAAAUUCGCUCUGGAGCGUAUUUCCAAACGCUGCGUUUCGUAAGCGGUUCCGGUUACGUUCGUUGUUCAUUGGCGUAGCUGUGUUCAUAAAGUUGGGGGGGGGGGGGGGACAAAUAAUGAUUUUGAUGUUAUGUAAACCCAUUCCCCUCUUACUAAGACAUUGGUCCGGGGGUCCUCCACCGGAAAAUGUUGAUUUUAAAAGUGCAAAAUAGCACUUUUUAAGCAGUUUUUGUAUCUAACCUUUGGAUACAUCGAUGUUAAAAUUAUUAUUGUUUCCUUAAGACAAAAUUUGAUGAGUGAAGAAAUUACAAAUAAAGUUGGGCAGAAUAAUAUUAUAAAAUAAAAAUAUCACGGUCUAGAAAGUUGGGGGGACAGUCGCCUCCACCCAAAAAGUUCAGGGGUACACGUCCCCCCUGUCCCCCCCCCCACCCCGGUUCCUACGCCCCUGUCGUUGUUAUAAUUAGAGACCGGAAAAAUUCGCGGAUUCAUUUCACGAUAUGAUAGAAUCUAAACCUCCUUUGAGCCAAUGAAGAACAUUAAACCAAAAAAGUAUCGUAUCGCAAGCGUCCCAGUUGACAGGUGUCACGAAUCAGUAGCCAAUGAGCUGGUGGCAUUUGCCUGAGUAUGUAGGGGAUUGUGGAGUCUAUCCUAGAGGUCACUGAAAGCGCGAAUUUUUCCAGUCUCCUGUUAUAAUGCACAAUGUUUGAGCAGGGCUGUCUAGGUUUGCUGAUUUGGAGGGGGGAUGGGUGGCAAGAGAGGAGUGGACAAAAUCCCAGUGGCUCGGGCACCAGGAAGUAACAGUUGAGUUUCGAGGAUUUGUUUAAUGGUGAGUUUACAUUACAGUAGGACAUCGGAAACAUUUCAUAGAAAGCGAUACGUGCCGAUCACGUUUACAGUCAUAAAAUUGUUUCAUGUGUAACAUCUUUACUCUCGGUAUUGACCAUUUGGUAGGAGUGAUUUCGAGAAAUGGAACAGAAGUCGCAUGGAACGGAAAUAUGUGUUGCCAUCUACGGCGGAUGGUCCGAACUAAAGUCCACAAAGCCAAAUGUAAACUUUAUAAUAUUAACGGUUUAAUGAAUUUCAACAAGAUGGUCAGGUCUAAAGCCGGUUUUUUUUUUCUUUCAAAUGUUUUAUCCCCUUUUAUCGGAGCCGUUUCAUUGUAUAGUUUAACAAUUCGGUUUGCUAUUCAAAUGAUUUAAUUGUCGACGUAGCUGCUCUGGCAAACUGUUUUUAGCGGCGGGUACGAUCCGCCGGGCUCACGCAGUUUUGCCAACCCUGUAACUCACUCCAAGGUCACUGUCACUUCAGUUGCUUUUUGUAUGAGUCAAAAUGAGUGAAUUCAGCCUGUGUAUUUGUAAUAUGUACGACCUCUCAAGGAUGUAAAAACAGGGGAAACGUAAGAAACCACUAUGGUUGGCAUAACUGUAUUUUAUAAAGUACCAUCAUAUUUGUCAAGAGCGGUCACGCAUGCAAACGCGUGAAUAAAAGUGAUUUUAUACAGUGUUUAUGAACAACGCAAAAAAAAAGUAUUACAAAUAAAAAAAGUCAUAAGAUGCAACAAGUGAAAUAAAAUAAUUUUAGAACACCCGUUUUAAAUUACGCAAGACGCAAAUACACAACGCAAUCAUUGCUAAACUUUCAGUUUCUUGUGUUUCGGUCUGCGUUUCCGCCUUUAAUUUUUCAACUAAAUGUUCCGAAAACUUGUAAAGGCGCAUAAGUUUUUUCUAUAGAAGGCUACGAGAUUUAUUUUCUUUUUUUAACUCAAUUCAUCGCGUUUUUACUUACGAAACUGGCAGUGAAAGCAAACAACGAAUUUAAAAUCCAAUUAUUGAGAACUCAUGUUUUUUAAAACUUUUUAUUAACUCGCUUUCUUGUCUGUCUGUUUAUCUUUCGGUACAAAUUUUGCAAUCGAUUUUAAUUUAACUUCCCAAUGAUCUAGAAACUUGAAACUUUAAGCAUAGCUCAGAACUAAAUGACAAGUCAAUAUUAAUUCGCUUUCUUUUCAGUAUGUUUGUUUGUUUGUUACAAUUUUUUUUUUUUUUGCAAAGCCCCCGGAUUCUUGGCUAUAGGCCACGAGCGUAACAGUACAGUGCUGUGGAAUGCAAAAGCCAGCAUUCACAAGCGGUGUCUAUAUCACGCAUGCAGGGAUAGAAGAUAUGUCCGCCACACGGUCAUAUAGUAAGGUCUGGCAACUGCCUAUCCUACUCCUUGGCGGGAACCGUCCACUUAGCAAAGCUCACGGUGACUAGCGAACUAACGGCGCUGAUAACAGUUUAGUUUAGAACUUCAUCAAUACAUGACGUUGAAUUGAAUUUGACACGCACUAUCAUUUGGUGCGUCCAUUACGGCUUGUCUCAUUAUUCCCUAUUGCAAGUGCCUCUGAUUUUUAGUUUCAAACCUUACAAGUAUUUUUAUAUGUAUUUAAAAUUCGCAAUUACAAAUUAUCAUUGCAAUCUGUAUGGGGGCAGGAAUAAAAUAAGAUAGUUAAAAUGUACUAAAAAUUAAAUUAAAUUUAUUGAAAAAUUUUACAUACACAAGACUAUAAAGCAGAAAAUAAUAAUUAAUUAAAAAUUAAUAUUAAAAAACAUAUAAGUUUUAAAAUGGAAAAUGUGGGGCGCAUGUAAUCUAUAAUAGUAAGUGUAUGGAGUAGCUAUUGACGAGAAAACUCACACAACAGUUCAUAUCACUUUCAGUGAAAUAAAAACAUUAGUGAACUAUUCAUGCUUCAACUGUCUAAUUCGUUUUAAAAUUUACAAUUUAAUUCGUAGGUGUUAAAAUUCAACCAUCACAAAUUUUUUAGGACCAACUGUAUGGUGUUAUAAAU
This is a messenger RNA of Bacillus rossius redtenbacheri, 3296 nucleotides long. RefSeq names its product fungal protease inhibitor-1-like. The transcript has 2 exons. NCBI's taxonomy places the organism in Eukaryota, Metazoa, Arthropoda, Insecta, Phasmatodea, Bacillidae. Gene Ontology annotation, molecular function: peptidase inhibitor activity. Gene Ontology annotation, biological process: negative regulation of peptidase activity. The record is from RefSeq and is a predicted model, not a curated record. Bases 183 to 515 code for a protein of 110 amino acids.